This is a messenger RNA of Astyanax mexicanus (Mexican tetra), 1917 nucleotides long. RefSeq names its product asialoglycoprotein receptor 1-like. The record is from RefSeq and is a predicted model, not a curated record. The transcript is spliced from 5 exons. The coding region runs from base 81 to 1010 and encodes 309 amino acids. Lineage: Eukaryota; Metazoa; Chordata; Actinopteri; Characiformes; Acestrorhamphidae.
GUAGCCGAGAGGUGCAGCGCUGCUGUAGUGUUUCUACAGAGACGCAGUAAUUCAGUGUUUCAGUCUUUUAGAGAUUAGACAUGUCUCUGAGUGUUUAUGAGGAUCUGAUCUACUUUGAGGAGCUGAACAGAGCAGAUCGAGACGAGAUAACGGUGGUUAUAUAUGAGAGCUCAGAUGCUGUUAGAGACCUGGACCCCGACACAGAGAUGGAGGACGCCAACAUGAUGAGGAUCCUAAAGACACAACGAGCAGAGAGUCGCUCUGCAGGAAGCAGACGCUACAGACUGGCUGCAGUGGGUCUGGGUCUGCUGUGUGUUCUCCUGCUGACUGCCAUCACAGUGCUGUGGAUCCAGUUCAACCACCUGACUGCAGAGAGAGACCAGUUACAGACCAGUAACACCAACCUGACUGCAGAGAGAGACCCGUUACAGACCAGUUACACCAACCUGACUGCAGAGAGAGACCAGUUACAGACCAGUUACACCAACCUGACUGCAGAGAGAGACCAGUUACAGACCAGUUACACCAACCUGACUGCAGAGAGAGACCAGUUACAGACCAGUAACUCCAACCUGACCAUGGAGAGAGACGGGCUCCAGAGAAGAUUUUCUGAAGUGGCAAAUAGGGACGGGUGGAUGUACUUUAACUCCAGUCUUUACUACGUCUCUACUGAGCAGAAAAAGUGGAGUGAGAGCAGAAACGACUGCAGAAAGAGAGGAUCAGACCUGGUGAUCAUCAACAGCAGAGAAGAACAAGACUUCAUUAACAUGUGGAGAAACGGUCAGCAGGCUUGGAUUGGUUUGAAACGAGACACAGAGGGGGUCUGGAAAUGGGUGGACGGAUCAGAACUGACCACUGGGUUCUGGAAAGAUGGAGAACCCAAUAAUCCAAAAGGACACUGUGUCACGACUGGCCUUGGAUCUGAUGCUGCAAAGAACUGGGUUAACAAUCCCUGUUAUCACCAGUUUGUUUGGAUCUGUGAAAAAAGAAUGUUUAUUAGUGAAGUAUAGUGUGUCCUCCCCUUUAAACUCAGGCGGCACCAGUUACAAAAAUUCGGUUACCCACUCCAGUACCUCAAAUUAAUGAGUAAAGACGGCACAAAAGUAGCAUCAAGGAUAAAUUAUUUUAUUAAACCAACAAGUAAUGAAUGGACACAGCAACAAAUAGAUUCAUCAAAUGAUCAAAUUGUAACAAAAACUAAUAUUGAAAAAGAGGAAACAUAAAAAAGAAGUACUUCACACAGUGAUGACACUUCAAAAUAAACCCACUACAAUCAUUCACCACAACCACAGACUUCACUACACACUUAGCCUGCAGCCGAUUUCAGCCUCAGAACUGUCCAUGUGUUGUGGUUGAUACAGCCACAGGACAACCUGCAACACAAUAAAAGAACAAUAAUUCAACCCAAACCACUCCCAAGAUCGAACCAUUACAAGGGGGAUGGAAAGACAACCAUGCAUGAGAACUGUAUACACACACACACCUUUACCUGCAUGUAUGUGGUAGAAAGAACCUGCACACACUUUAAUGGUCCAGGCUAUGCAAUAUUCCCAAGGUGAUGAACUUCUGUCUGGCACAGCUACUUUAUAACUGCGUCUCUCCUACCAGAGCUUAAUGUUAACUGAAAUAAACCAUAAUUAUUAACAUUCAAAUUAUCACAGCUUAUAAAACAACCUUAUCAAAUGAUAGAUACUAAAGACAUAACCCAGCAGAAGCCUCCUUCAUAUUAUUAUAACCAAAGAGCAAACUGCCACAAUACUCACAGUUUUCUCCCAAAUGUAGUCAGCUUACCGAGAACUUGUGUUACUCCCUAUCAGGCCCGUUAUAGCAGGGCAAACAAACCAAUCAAUUGUCUAGGAAUUGUCUAGGAGCUGUCCUGGGGCCCCAGACAACUAAUUAUCAUAAACUGAAAGCAAG